AUGACUUCCAGCCCAACCAUGUCGGCACUCGUAGUCCGCGAGGAUAGCCCCCAGUCUCUCCGUCUCUCCAAGGAGCCAAUUCCCAUUCCGCAACCAAACAAGACGCAGGUCCUAGUGAAGAUCAGCCAUGCUGCACAGAAUCCGACAGACGGCAUAACAGCAGUGCAAUCGUUGGAUAACCGCGCUUUUGGCGAUGGCGCUGUCCUGGGUUGUGAUUUUGUCGGCGAAGUGGUCGAAGUCGGCAGCUCCGUGCGACGGUACGCGAAGGGUGAUAUCAUCGCUGGUUUGAUUUGGGGUGGCGAGACUCCGGGUCUCGGCGCUUACAGUGAGUACACCCUGGCCGACGAGAGAAUCUCGUAUCCAGUGUCAGGGUGCAAUAUCUCGCGUGAGCAUGCGAGCACUGUGCCUCUGGCUGCCGCGACCGCAUGGUUAGCGCUCUUCUCCAAGGGCUGCCUGGGAAUCGACUGUAACCAGCAGAAGGGUAUCAGCGUGCUGAUCUGGGGUGGCAGCUCAAGCGUUGGUCUCUACGCCAUUCAGCUGGCCACCAUGUAUGGAUUGGAGGUCAUCACCACCUGUAGCCCCAAACACGCGGAACUCGUGCGCUCGCACGGCGCCCGACACGUCCUCGACUAUAAAGAUGAUCAGGUCGUCGACAAGAUCAAGAAGGUGGCUCCCACGCUCAGCUACGCCUUUGAUACGAUCGGCAAUCCCGCAUCGUCGUCGACGGCCUCUUGCGCUUUCCAGACGGAAACUGGGUCCCUGUGCACCGUGCGACCUGGCAAAGCGAAUACCGAGAAGGUGGCAUCCGGGACUCGGGUUACGGAUGUGUUGGUGUGGACCUCCUUCUUCAAGGAUCACACAUAUGGCGAGUUCAAAUGGCCGGCUUCCAAGAGCGAUCAUGAGCUCUCAGCUGAAUUGUUCGAUAAGCUUCCUUCCUGGUUGCAGAAAGGUGCACUCAAGCCUAGCCUUCCCAAGUUGCGUCAGGGGUUGGAUUCAGUGCCUGAAGGAUUCCAAGAGUAUCGCGAUGGAGAGAUUUCUGGCUAUAAGAUCGUCUAUGCCUUGAACUAAGUCCGGUGCUUGAAAGCCGACCCUUAAUUCUUCGCACCUUGUUGUGUGAUAGAAACUCCGAGUCAUAUAAGCUAAUCAGGGUGUUAUCUAUCCUGAACAGAGAUGAGUGCACUGUAGUGUGGUGCAAAACGUAAAGACUAACAAGAGGCGUGGCGAGGUUUAGCAGGAUGAUGUGGACCGGAAAACAUGCUCUUCUUUUGCCGUAACCAGCAUGCCUCUACCGGCAGCAGAGAG
This is a messenger RNA of Aspergillus uvarum CBS 121591, 1302 nucleotides long. RefSeq names its product zinc-binding alcohol dehydrogenase family protein. The coding region runs from base 1 to 1068 and encodes 355 amino acids. The record is from RefSeq and is a predicted model, not a curated record. Gene Ontology annotation, molecular function: oxidoreductase activity, acting on NAD(P)H. The transcript has 5 exons. Lineage: Eukaryota; Fungi; Ascomycota; Eurotiomycetes; Eurotiales; Aspergillaceae.